ACUGGCAAAAGAAAAUACGGGACACACGACGUCCCUGCUGUCGUUGCUGUAAGUACUCUCAGAUAUUUCUCAGCUUGGCACGCGUUACUCUGCCAAGUGUGUUCCCAGAUAUCAGUUUGACUUUGAUCAGUCUCUUUUUUUGUGUUACAUGAAGUAUACAAGUUAAUCAUCUAAUCUGCCAAAGGCGUUAUUCCUAAUAUCAAUAAUUGAAGGAGUUUGCUCUGUAAGUGAUUUUCUGCAGCUGGCAGUACCUGUGCCACCACUGCAUACUUCUAGUGGUGAGUCAUAUUUUUGGCACAAGAUAAGUUGCGUUUUUGCGAAAACGAAAGUGAAAGCAUUCUUUUUCCGAGUACAGAGUGAACGCAAGCAAACAUUUGUUCGGAGAUCACUAUGAGCACUGUGACAUCAAGCUUGAAUAAAUGGCAGAAGAAUAAGCUCUGCUCAUUGCUCAACCAUGCUAACCUCUGCCUGCUGUUCAAAGCCAGUGUGCAUGGGUUCACUGCUGCUGCAUUUCACCAAAAGUGCAAUAUGCAGGGACCAACUGUCAUUGUAGCUUACAAUAAGGCUGGAUACGUUUUUGGAGCUUUCACUAGCAAGGAUUUCCGCCAAACCAACCAAAAUACUGCGGAUGACAAAGCUUUUCUCUUUAGCUUUAAUGACAAAGAAAUGAAAGAGGAUCCUCUGCGUGUUGUCAGUGGAAAUCCCCAGUACGCUUUUACUGACAAUGGUCCAAACUUUGGCUCUUUAGUGUUUCUUCACAAUAAUACAGCCACUGUCCACAGUAAUCCAGGAACAUACCAGUUUGUUCCACAGAAGAUGCAUGGGAAUAACUUACAGCUGGCAGAAUGUGAGGUGUACAGAGUGGAGGAUAGCAGAGGACUUAUGGAGAAACCAUGGAGAAAUGUGCAGUGGAACUCUGAGAAGAGACAGGCACACUUGAGCACCAUCUCUAGCUGGAAGCCUUCUGUUAACUCAGUCAAACAGGCUCGGAUUCUUUUGGUGGGUCCAGUAGGAGCUGGGAAAUCAAGCUUCUUCAACUCCAUCAACUCUGUGUUCAAAGGUUAUGUGAGCAUUCAGGCUAACACUGGCAUUGCUGGCACCAGUUUGACUACUCAGUUCCGUACCUACUACAUCAAGCCAAGCAACAGUGUCACCCAUGUCCCCUUUACUCUGUGUGACUCGAUGGGUCUGGAGGACGGUGAAAACUCUGGUCUAGAUGUAGAGGAUUUUACCAGUAUUUUGAAAGGUCACGUUCAAGACAAGUAUCAGUUUAACCCAUUAGUGCCUAUACAGCCAGGCUCCCCUCAUUUCAAUAAAUCUCCUGGCUUGAAGGACAAGAUUCACUGUGUGGUUUACGUGAUUGACAUCAGCAGAGUCAAGCUCCUGCCUGACAAAAUGAUUGAGAAGUUUGUGGCUUUUCGAAAGAAAGCCAACCAUCUAUCUAUUCCUCAGCUGGUUCUGCUUACUAAGGUGGAUGAGGCCUGUCCUUUAGUGGCAGAAGACGUGAAAAAUGUCUACCAGAGCCACUAUAUCAACACAAUGAUGCAGGAGAUCAGCACUAAGCUUGGAGUUUCUCUGUCUGCUGUGGUCCCAGUGAAAAACUACUACCAAGAACUGGAAAUAGACUCUCAAACUGACAUACUGCUUCUGAAUGCUGUGGUUCAGAUGCUCAGAGCCGCUGAGGGCUAUUUUGAUGAUUUUUACAAUCCAGAAGAAAAGUCUGAGUAAGAAAAAAAAAAUUCCUGUCUGACCAAGAGUUUCUGAACAUAGUUAGUAGACUGAAACAAAUGGUGUAGAAACAAUUUUCCAGUAAUAAUUACAAAAAAACAGUAACAGUAAAAUAUUAAUUAAAAUUAAAAUAUAAUUAAAUCAAGAAUAAUUAAGUAGAAACACAAAGAAAAAUCGAUCUCUAUCUUAAUCUAUUGAAUGCUAAUAUUGUAAGAUUGCAUUUUCAAUCAGUGUAUAAUAAAUAAAAAAUAAUUAUGCUUA
Messenger RNA from Puntigrus tetrazona (Sumatra barb), 1989 nucleotides. RefSeq names its product interferon-induced protein 44-like. Lineage: Eukaryota; Metazoa; Chordata; Actinopteri; Cypriniformes; Cyprinidae. The record is from RefSeq and is a predicted model, not a curated record. Bases 391 to 1728 code for a protein of 445 amino acids. The transcript is spliced from 8 exons.